CCAAUUUAGAAUCGUUGUUUGGUUUUUAACGCGAGGAAGAAGAUAUUAGUGAUCAAACUCCGCCGUCGUUAUGUCGUCUCUCCGUAAAACCCUUACCGCCGUGAAUCAAUCUUCGUUAUUGCCGGAAUCUUCAAUCGUCGCCGUUAAACUCGCGGAUUCUGAGGCUUCUGGUUCUUCCUCAUCUAGAAUAACAUUCCGACCUCGUAAAAUCAGGAAAGUUUCGUCAGAUCCUUCACCGAGAAUCAUCGUCACAGCGUCUCCUCCCUUAUCAACAAAAUCGACGGUUGCUAUCGCUCUCCGUCACUUGCAAAGCUCCGACGAACUUCUCGGAGCGUUGAUCAAAACGCACAACGAUCCUCCAGUGUUCGAAUCAAGCAAUCCUCCGUUCCUCUCCUUAGCGAGAUCCAUCCUCUACCAACAGCUCGCGACCAAAGCAGCGAAAUGUAUCUACGAUCGAUUCAUCGCUCUAUUCGACGGAGGUGAAUCAGGUGUCCUCCCUGAGUCCGUGACCUCACUCUCCGCCGUCGAUCUUCGUAAGAUCGGUGUCUCCGGGAGAAAAGCUAGCUAUCUCCACGAUCUAGCUGAUAAGUACAACAACGGUUUGCUCUCUGAUGAAUUGAUUAUGAAAAUGAGUGAUGAAGAGUUGAUUGACCGGUUAACUUUGGUUAAAGGAAUUGGAGUGUGGACUGUUCAUAUGUUUAUGAUCUUCUCUUUGCAUAGACCUGAUGUUUUGCCUGUGGGAGAUCUUGGUGUGAGGAAAGGUGUCAAAGAUCUUUAUGGUUUGAAAGACCUCCCUGGUCCGUUGCAGAUGGAGCAGCUUUGUGAGAAAUGGCGUCCUUAUAGGUCUGUUGGUUCAUGGUACAUGUGGAGACUAAUCGAGGCUCGUAAGACCAAAUAACACCCAACUGCUAGUUACUCUCAUUCUGUGACGAAUAAGCUAUUCCACGCCCAUCACCUCUCUUCCAAGUUUCACUUGCUGAGUUAUUUUGUUGUGUUUGUAUUAUUAGAGCUCUUAAGAGAAACCUUUUUUUUUUGUAUUCUAACCGUGUGUUCCACGGAUAAUUUAUAUUUCUGUGCUUUUUGUAAAAUGUAUCAUCUUCAUGUAUGUGGUUUCAAUUUGGUUAUAGAGAGAAGCGUGGCUUGUUUAUCAAAAAUUUGUAACUGCAUCCUAUUGGGCUUUGGCCCAAUUAAUCAAGUGGAGUAGACCUAGUGUGGAUCUGAUUUUGCCAAGUGAGUCACAUGUGAAACCAACAUUGCUUACCCACACGAAGACAAUGUCAAGGGAAGGGAAUCCAAAACUAAAGUCGAAAGGUGUGUCACGCGUGGUAACAUUCAAAACCUCUUAUUAAGAGUUUUGUAUAUUGGCAAAAUCUAUUUCAAUUGGUUUUAACUUUCAUAAUUUGGUUAAGAAAUGAAGAUCAUAAAUCAUAAAGUGCUGCACAGCUGUGGGAAACAAAGAAUCUGAAUGAGAGACAUGAGGCAUGUGGAGAUAAAUAAAAGUGCAGGUUUUGUUGUGCUUAUGUGGACCAGCUUUUCAUUCUUUUCUUUCACACACUUUAAUUCUUCUUCUACUAUCCCCACCAGAAAAAUAAAUAAUUAUUCAAUA
Molecule: messenger RNA, 1606 nt
Organism: Capsella rubella
Lineage: Eukaryota; Viridiplantae; Streptophyta; Magnoliopsida; Brassicales; Brassicaceae
Product: DNA-3-methyladenine glycosylase 1
Exons: 2
Coding region: 71-898 (275 amino acids)
Biological process (GO): base-excision repair; base-excision repair, AP site formation; DNA alkylation repair
Cellular component (GO): nucleus; protein-DNA complex
Molecular function (GO): DNA-7-methylguanine glycosylase activity; DNA-3-methyladenine glycosylase activity; alkylated DNA binding
Source: RefSeq, a predicted model, not a curated record